Astrephomene gubernaculifera is the source of this 5609-nucleotide messenger RNA. The record is from the annotation of a GenBank genome assembly. NCBI's taxonomy places the organism in Eukaryota, Viridiplantae, Chlorophyta, Chlorophyceae, Chlamydomonadales, Astrephomenaceae.
UGCAACUUGGUGUGAAACAGGAAUCACUAUAAGCGGUGCAAUAGCGCGCUCCUACUCAAACCUACUUGCUUAAGCGUCAACUUCUUAAUAACGCAGGCGUUAAUAAGACGGUUAUCUUGCCUAUGUAUCGAAUUAGGCGCCGAUAUUUUUAACAAUUAGGUUUAUUAGAUGUCACUGCAAGCGCAGCGUGAGGACGGGUUUCGCCCUGGUGGACGGACCUCAUGGACUAGGCGUCCUCAGGCAGCCAUACAGGAGACCACCCGCAUUGUUCGCGUGUUCCCGUCUACGCUGCUAUGGCCGCUGGCGCUGUUGGGCAUCUUGCUUGGUGUUGGCAUCUGGGGAGUAACGCGCGCCUUGCAGAUGGAUGAUAACAGUGCCAAGGACCGCGCUUCUCGCCUUGCUAUGGAGACAGCGGAGUGGUUUCGAUUUCAGGUUCAGAUGGCUGCAGCGCCGGUUACACUCAUGGCCGCCAUGGUCAACUACAAUCCGCAAUACGAGGCAGCCAGCGGCCUGUUCCGUGGUCUGGCUCCCACGCUCAUGUCGCAGACCCCGCUGACUCAAAGGGCAAAGGCGUUGGAAUUGGCGCCACAUGGCGUCACUCGGGACGUGUUUCCCGCUCCUCCCAACGGGGUAAUGGGUUAUGACAUCUUUAACUCAACGCUGCCCGGCGACACCGAGGGCGCAACCCGGGCCGUGCAGCAGGGGCAAGCCACGCUGGUGGGGCCCCUGUCCUACAUGCAGAGCGACCGGGUGCUCAUUGUGCGGAACCCCGUGUUCAUCUCGGGUGUGGCUUCGGAUGAGACGUUUGGCAUCGCUGCUCCGUCGUCGUAUGGGAGUUGCGGCGAGCCAUGCGCCUACAAUGCCACCACACGCACCAAGUUCUGGGGCUUUGUUUCCACUCUGAUCGACCUGCAAGGCAUCAUCCAAGCGGAGGACUCCAAGCUGAAGAAGCUGGGGACGUUGGGGUACCGCUUUGAGGUGGAGGCGAUGGGUGCUGCUGAGGCGGACCUGCGCCGUGUGGCUGCGAGCUCAGCGCUUCCAACCAAUCCGGUGGAGGCGAACGUCACCCUACCCAACGGCAAUUGGGUUGUCCGGGUCGCUCCCAAGCACGGUUGGACUCCACGGCUCUACAGCGGGCUCCUGGCUGCGGUCGUGAUCUUUGCAGUCGCGGUUUCGCUGCUGCUGUUUUGGGCGUUGUUGUCCAGAGCGCGGCACAAGAUCCUGGUGGAAGCCCUCCUGCCCAGGAACCUCUCUCCGGCCAGCGGCUCUGAGGACGGCCCCAGGUGCCAGCACUCAGAGACUGCGGCCGACAUGCUUCUAGGCAUGCUGUCGGACCUGUUGGAAGGCUAUGCGCCCGACAUUGGCGACGUGUUGUUCAUCCGCACCGUGUUGAUGCGCAACAUGGACGUCUACCAGCCACUCAACCUGAGAGGGCACAUCAAGGGAGGAAAUCUCGAUGCCGACGUGGUGCAAUCGCUCAUGCAGCAGCUGGGCGAAGGCAGUCCGCUCUCCGCAUUCAAGCUGGAAGUGGAGGCAGAAGACGGCGCCGGCGCCGGCGGGUUAAGCCGCAAGCCCUCGAGCAUUGUACCGCACAACCUAGAUACCAUCGCAGGCACCCUAUCCUUCCUGCUCUCCCCGGAUGGACUGCUAUACGGCGGUGACAGUCGCGUGUCCCUCAACGCGCGACUGGGCAGCUCAGCCGGCGACGCUGCCGCGGCCAUGGCCCACUUUGCGGUUCCCGUGUCUCCGUCGCCGUGUGGCGUCGUGUCACGGCAGUCCAGUUCUGGAUCCAUGUGCAGCAGAAUCCGCGCGAAACAGCGGCGUGCCAGCGUGUCGUCAGUCAUGCGGGCGUUCUCAAGUACCGAAGCAACAACAACGGAGAACGAGGCCUGCGGCGCGGCCUGCGACGGCGACGUGGAAGCUUUGGGCGCUGUGGGAUCCCUAGCAGCAACCGCAUCCGGUGAUGAGGCGAUUGCAUCACUUCCCAGCAGCCGGCAGCCCCCAGGCGUGCGGCCAGUCUCCAUGGUUGCAAGCCUUCGCCCGGUUUCCUCAUCCGGUCUGGGGGCGAGGUUCAUGUCAUUCGUGCGAGGCAGGAGGGGUAGCAUGGACGCGUGCAUGUUUGGAGAGGGCGCUGUGGAGCUCCAAAAGCGACCCAGUCGGCUGGGCUUGAAGCUGUCCGCGCGGGAGGGGGGCCCGAUGUCGCCUUCUGUCACCGGGGAAGGGGGCGGCUAUGUCCCCUCGGAGGCUGUUGCGGAGGCGGCGGCAUCUACUACCUGUAAUGUCGUCCUGCGCGUAGCUGUUUCAUUAAGCGAGGUGCGGCGAAUGCCAGGAGGCAACAUGUACGUGUGCGUGUGCGGAGGGACGGAAAGCUGGCCUACGGAGCACACAAAGAGCCGAGCAGCGGACGCGCGACCUUGCAGCCCAAUUCGCCCGGUCAUGCCAUCCUUCGGUCCCUACCUCUUGAAGCCUCCGAACCCCACCCUUUCCUGCCUCCCUACACUCCGAACCCCACCCUUUCCUGCUUUCUUUCCUGCUGCAUGACGCUGCUCCCAUGCAGGUUGAGCAGCUGCUGGCCCAGGUGGACAGCUGGCAGUACGACAUGUGGCGGCUGCAGGAGGCGACGCAGGGCCACGCGCUGUCCGUCCUGGGCUUCCACCUGAUGCAGCGGUCGGGGGUCAUCAAGUACUUUGGACUAAGUCCGGUUAAGCUGGCCCGGCUUCUCCGUCAAAUCGAGGCGGGCUACCAGUCUUCCAACCCCUACCACAACGCCACCCACGCCGCGGACGUGCUGCAGACGCUGCACGUGAUCGUGUACUCCGCGCAGCUGCACGUGCACUACCUGGACCCGCUGGGGCUGCUGGCGGCAUACUAUGCGGCGAUCGUGCACGACUACGGCCACCCGGGCCUGACCAGCGACUUCCUGAUUGCCACGUCGGACUCUCUCGCGGUUCGCUACAACGACCGCUCCCCUCUGGAAAACCACCACUGCGCCGCGUCCUUCAGCCUGCUGCUGCGGCCCGAGCUGGACCUGCUGGCGCCGCUGAGCCCGGCGGAGCGCAGCAGCUUCCGCAAGCAGGUCAUUGAGAUGGUGCUGGCGACCGACAUGAAGCAGCACUUCUCCAUACUCAGCCACUUCAGCACCGUGCACAGGCUGGCGGCAUACUCACAGCAGCAGCAGCAACAACAGCAGCACCCCGGUAGCCCCGGGCCUCCAGUAGGCACGGUCAAGUCGGGCCCAGGCAGGCGAUCCUUCGAUCUUCAGCCGGAGCUGAAAGAAGUCAAGGUGGACGGAGGUGGCGCAGCCAGCAGCCCGCCGGAAACGCUGUCGCCUCCCAAGCCCGUUGACGAGACGGAGCGGCUGCUGAGUCUGCAGGUUGCUCUCAAGUGCGCCGACAUCGGUCACCUGGGUGAGGCGCUGGAGGUGCACAAGCGCUGGCUGGUGGAGCUGGAGGAGGAGUUCUUCCGGCAGGGCGACCGGGAGCGGCAGCUGGGGCUGCCCAUCAGCUCGCUGUUCGACCGCGCCAAGCAGGGAGUCAGCAAGAGCCAGGUGGGCUUCUACGAGUUUGUGGCGCUGCCGCUGGUGCACGCGCUCAGUAGCGCCUUCCCAGGAGCGCAGCCGCUCAUGAGGUGCUUCGUGCAAAACUACAACCACUGGCGAAAGCUGAGCGCCUCGGGCCCCGAGCCGAGCACUGCAGCACCGCAGACGUCCAGCUAGGAAGCCGUACAGCAUCUACCGUACUAUCAUGAGGCUUAGGGGCCUAGGGGAUGGGGCGCUAUCGCGUCCAGGUCGUAGUGGUGCCUUUGUACGGUGCUAUCGCGCUUGUCCAUGUAAGUCCCGCAUGCUACAAGUGGCGCGUUUUUUUGCCAUGCUGAAUGACUGGGGGCACUGACGUACGAUGGAUGAUUCAUUAGCCAGGCUGUGAAUAUGGGUUGUGGGUGGAUAAGAGCGUGCUUUAGGGACGCCUGGUGGUGGCUACGAGACAUCCUCCACCGGUGGCAUUUGGGGUAUAGAGCUUAUGGAUAGCGUUCGCGUGCACCACGGGUAAGGGCCCUUGCUGGAUGAGUGCGAGUCAAUUAAUUACGGCCAAAGUAACCUUUCAUGCCUAAUUCAUUGGGAUUCGUUAGGGCAAGCACGACACCGGAUGCUGUAGUACGUUUGAUCCUGUCCUAAAUCGUGUCCAUGUUAGCCAGCCUUCUUGACGUGUCAUGUGGAGGCACCUUGGGAAUGUGCUGCAUGGACAUGUGGACGCUUCUUACGCGGCCAUGCCUACCCGAACGGCAUGUAUUGCCUCGCCUUACAUGACGUGUGGCGCCUGGCUUUCUGAAAUACGAAAGUGCCCUGACCGUUGUUGUUUGCUACCGGAUUUUGAAACUGUUCUACUACCCGUGUAGAGAACGCAAAGAAGAGACGCCAAGUAUCCGUCCUCCUGGUCGCUGUGGCGAACCGCCGUAUCUGUCAUGUCAGACAGGGAGGGGUGUGCCGCGUUAGCAUUGUACCGCCUUCGCUCGUUGGAGGUGAUGUGCCGCGUUAGCAUUGUACCGCCUUCGCUCGUUGGAGGUGAUGUGUGUUAAACAUUUUCCGGCCGCAGAUAGGUGAUGCGUGUUAAGAAAGCUGGCCGCGAGGUGGUGAAGUAUGUUGUGGGGUUGUAGGGUUCCUGCAUGGGGUGUUGUUGGUGCAGCCUGGGGUCGCGGCCUGUUUCCAACCGACAUCCUGCCACGGCGUUGCGCUGUGGGCCGAAGAGUUCGUGCCUGUGCCUGACUGCCUGUUUACAUAGUGCUCUUUAUCUCGUUACAGCAUUCCAAAGCUGGGUUUCUGAGGGCUGAAAUGACGUGCAUCAAUGCGAGGUGUCUAGCAGACCGGGGGUUGCGUUCGGGUUGUGGUACGGCCCCGGCCCCGUAGAGUGCUUAGUUCCAAACGAGGAAUUUGGUUGCACGAAGACGAGGGACAUGUGCUGUCGGCUGAACUGCCGAUCUGGGUCUUUCUCUCUAUAAAGGGCGAGGAUAUGCAGGGUGACGUUGAAUAAAGGUUUGGAUGUCGGUAUUUGCAUAUGCCACUUUGGCUCCUGCCGUUGCUUGGUGGCUAACGGUUGGAUACUACGCCCGUCCUACAAGAGCAAAUGCAGCGCUUUUUCCGCCGGCGUGUAGAGGUGUUGUGGUGAAGUAUAUCAGGGACCGCCACUGUUGCCAGUUUUCCCUUUGGCAUUGGGCUACGCCCUGUUUGUUAUAGUUUGGUUGUACAGCUGUAGGAUACCUCUGCUGUACUUUUGCCUUAGUGUGGCGGAUGUGCUAUUGUGGCGGAUGUGCUAUUCCGGUGUGUCAUGGCGCAUGCGGCUGUUCAUGCACGUCACGGCGCACAUGCAGGAGAGUUUAGGGAGGUACGGGUACCGGUAUUGGAAGAGUAUUGGCACGAUAAGUUGGGUGACCGGAAUGUUGGUAAAGGGAUUGUUUCUCGGAGGGUAAUGUGAUUUAAUAUAAUUCCUGGAUUCGCAUGACAUGCGCAUGCUGUUUGCUCCAGAGGCUGGGAGAACACGAUCCUACUUUUGGACACGGUGAAUUGGGACAGCACUCUCUGACAUUGUAAAGCUGAUUCUGACCACGCCAAUGUCUUC